This is a messenger RNA of Vanderwaltozyma polyspora DSM 70294, 2817 nucleotides long. RefSeq names its product GTPase-activating protein GYP5 (gene GYP5). Lineage: Eukaryota; Fungi; Ascomycota; Saccharomycetes; Saccharomycetales; Saccharomycetaceae. The coding region runs from base 1 to 2817 and encodes 938 amino acids. The transcript has a single exon. The record is from RefSeq and is a predicted model, not a curated record.
AUGAGUGAUGAGAUUGAUUUAAAUGAGGGGGUGAUUGUUUCUAAUGAUAGAGCCGGUAAUGAAGUUGUUUCUCAGGAUACUGUCCAAUCGUCGGAUGAGGUUAAUGAGAGCACAAAAGGUGAGAUCAAUGAUACCAAGGAGAUGGAUGCCAGUGAAGAUAUCAAUGGCAAGGAGGCAGUGAAUGGUGUGCCUGAGGUUUCUUCUGUCGAGAAUGACUUGGAGCAAAAGAUGGUCGGAUCUCAAGAUCAGGAAGAGCCAACUGAAAUUAAGGAAUCUGCCGGUGUUGAUGUUGAUCAACAAGUAGAUACUUUUCAAGAUGCUCAGGGUACUGAUGGAGACGAAAAUAUAGAUGUUGAAGAUGGAAAUUCUCUACAUGAUAUAACUGAAAAUACUGAUAAUCUGAACACAGAUUCAGCAAAAACCGAGGUUUCUGAAAGUAACCAAGAAGAAGAAGAUUUCAAAGAUGCUCCAAUGGAACAAGUAGAAGAUAUUAAAAAUAGUAAUAAAGAUAUUGAAAUCAAGACUGAUUUAAAUCCAGAGGAGCAGAUACCAAAAAUCAAAGUUGAAUCAGAUUCUUCUAAGGAUUUAGAUUUUGUAAAUAAAGAAAAGAAGUUAAACGAGAAUUUGAAUCAAUCAAUUGAUGAAAAUAGUGAAUUAUCGACAUCCACUGCAACAGAGAAAGAAGAUCUAAAUGACCAACUUUCAAGAAAAAGUUCGAAGGAAGAUGGUAAUUCCAGUGGUACAGAAAAUGCUCCUCCAGCAUUACCACCAAGAUCUCCUACUUCGCUGAAAUCAGAGACAAGUGAGGCUGACUUAGAUAAUAGAUUAGAAUCACCAGGGCCUCCAUUACCUGCAAGAAAGGGAAGUGUAAAAGCUGUUCACAAUGUACCUCCACCUUUUAAAAGUGAGAUGGAAUCUGAGGAUUUCAGAGUUAAGAUCGCUCUUUCUCAUGCUAAAGCUACUCCACCAGCACCUCCACCACGUCACAAUAGAUCUGUUUCAGACACGAGUAAUACAGCAGCUGAUAUCAAUUUAAUUGUUAACAGAUUCCGUAAAACAAGUAAUAAUUAUCAGAAGUUUGAUGAAACUACAAAGCAAAACCUUCAGGAAGGUAGAAAUACAUUAAAGACAUCAUACUCAGAAUUAUUGAAAAAGUUUUUGCCAUCUAGUACUACCGAAAAGGAGGAAGAUAAUAAGGAACAAGAAGAAACAGUAGAAACAGUAGAAAAGGGUGUUGAUGAUCAUAUAGGAACACCAGAUAUUGAUUGGGAAUUCUGGUCAGAAGUCGUAAAUGACUUUGCUACUGUCACCCAAGAAAACGCUGACAAGUUGGAAUCCAUGAUUACUGAUGGUAUCCCAUCAGAAAUUCGUGGUAUAAUCUGGCAAUUAAUUGCAAAUUCGAAAUCCAAAGAGUACGAAGACUUGUAUGAGUCUUUAUUAAAAUUGGAAUCAACUGAGGAAAGUAUCAUACGUAGGGAUUUAAAGCGUACCACUUUCAUUCCUCCUGAAAAAGUGGAAUCACUUUUCAAUGUAAUUAAAGUAUACUCAUUAUUUGACACUGAAGUUGGGUAUACUCAAGGAAUGGCGUUUAUAGUCACACCAUUGUUAUUGAACUGUGACACUGAAGCUGAUGCAUUUGGUCUUUUAAUAAGUUUAAUGAAAAACUAUGGAUUAAGGGAAUUUUUCCUGCCUGGCAUGCCAGGUUUGAUGCUGAUGUUAUAUCAAUUUGAUAGAUUAGUGGAGGAAAAUUCUCCACUUCUUUACAAUUAUUUAGGGAGACAAGGAAUCAGAUCUACCAUGUAUGCUACUCAAUGGUUUUUGACAUUUUUUGCAUACAAAUUUCCACUUUGCUUUGUAUUAAGAAUCUUCGAUAUUGUUUUUGUGGAAGGUGUUGAAUCUAUAUUAAAGUUUGCAGUCAUACUUAUGUUAAAGAACGAAGAAGAAAUCUUGAAUCUAAAAUUUGAUCAAUUAUUAGAUUUUUUGAAAACUGGGUUAUUUUCUUAUUAUUCUACGUCAGCAAUAGCUGAAAGAGAAGAAAAAGCUUAUGGAUCAAAGCAGGAGGAAAGGAAUUCAGAUGUAAACGAUGAUGAAAGUAGCAGAGAGGAUUUGGAAGAAAAUGACAAUGUCUCGGUGUUAAAGACUGAACUUUCAGCAUUAAAUGCAGUUGAUUCAUCCGAUUCAACUGCUAAAAGUGUACCAAAUAGAAAAAUCAGUGAUACUACUUAUGAUAUAGAUAUGUUUGUACAUGAUGCAAUAGAGGAGGUGACCAUCACACCAAUUACAUUAAAAAGAUAUUCUGCGGAAUAUGACGAGAUUCAUGAGAUUGAACAACAAAAAGAACAACAGUAUGAGCAUAUGAGAAUUAAAAAUCAUCAAUUGCAAAAAGAAGUCAGAAAACUCGAACAUGAUUAUACCCUGUUAAACAGGGAGCAUAUAACCAUAGCCAAUGAAUUGAUUCAAAGCAGACUUAAGAUAGAAACCAUAUUAGAUGAAAAGAAUGAUAUGAACCUCACAGUAUUAGAUCUGAAAAGACAACUAGCAGAAGAAAUACGAAAACAAAAUUUACCUAACCCUGACGCGUCAUUACCAAGUGAUUUAAAAUUCGAUUUACAACAAGCAAUGCAAAGAAACGAGGAGGUUAUGACAGAAAAUAUGAAGCUUCAAGAUAAAGUCAGUGACUUGGAGAAAAUAAUUGAGGAUUUAAAAAAUCUAAAACCAACAAGCCCAAUUAUCGGUACUGGAGAUUCAAAAGUGACACAAACAGCUAAUGCAGGGUGGUCAGGAUUUAAGAAAGUUUUCACAAAGCCAAACCAAUAA